AUGCCUUUCAAGGGCAAAUGCGGCGGCUGCAAGGCGUUCGGUCAUAGGGAACGAGAGUGCCCAGAGAAGGCGCCGAAGCCAAAGCGAAAUGCAAAAACCCUGCCAAACGCUAAAGCCAACGCUAAACAUCUCGAGCAACGACGUAAUCGAAAGCUCAAACCGGUCAAGAUACGAUCCGAUGACUCUAGCGAACGACUGGAGAAAAUCGUCCGAGAUCUAGUGAAGCUCGAGGCAACGAGAUCAGCAUCAGCUCCGGCUCCACAAGCUGUCAAUCAAUAUGUUCUGUUCAGACCUGAAAAUUUCAACUUGCUAGCGCCCGGCAGCUUCGGUGGAAUCAUAGGUGGAAUCAAUAGCAUACGAAACAUUAGGAAUUUUUUGCCUUCGAUCGGGGAUUGUGCUGGAAUGAUGUUGCGUGGGGGCUGGUGGAGCUGGAAUCAUCGAGCACCUGCUAUGCAGGUAGCCGCAGCAACCACUGCCACGGUAGCCUCGACGGGAACCACUGUCUUGGGCGUCCUGGAGGAGUUCGACUGCCAGAUCUCGAGCGCCAGUAGAUUUUUUUCGGUCCCCAAGCAGGAUGAUCCUCACCCACAAGAGGCGGACGAGGCGCUCGAGUUUGCGCGACUUCUUUGCGAGGGCGCUCCAGCGUUAUGGGUUCCGCUGCUUUUCCAUGCUCUGUGCUUACCAAACUUCCGACGUAAGAACAAAAAGGUAUCCAGCACAGUCCACACUUGUGCAUGGGAUACGGUCUUGCAGUCCGGAGUGCUCUCAGUAUGUUUUCCGAAGCUUGCGACGACGAUCUACAAAGGCGCAGGGAACGUUCAAGACGAUACACUCAACAUAUUCGACUUCCUCGCUCCCUCGAAUUGGAGACCGGGUAGCUGUGAAUACGCUAGUCCUCAUGUCUUGAUGGUCUAUCGUGGCAUCCAGCAGCUUGGCGAAACGCUCAACAAGUCGAUGGAGAACAGGCUGAGGGCCGUGUUCAAGUUUCCGCUGUCGUCGUACGGCUGCCUUCUCUGGGACAUUGUAAAAGAGCCACAACUGCGUACCUUGGUCGCUAUGGUCGAGCAGCAGCCGAACAUUCCUGCAGUCUUCGAUGCCAUCGCAAAGUCCAUGGGCUUAGACGAAUUCAGUGUACACCUUGGUCGCACAUAUAUGAGGCUGAAGCAUACUUUCCUUGCGCAACGACAGGUAUCACUAACCUGGUUUCACCGACGAAUCAAGGCGAGCGAGGCGAGGGUCGCGUGCAGAUCUGCGACUGAAUCGCCCUGCAGUCUUUGGCAGACUGAGCUGCAGCACAUAUUUGAUAUGAUACAGGAUCCAGAGUGGCUCGACCCACAGCACGCAGAGCCUACGCUCACGCAGAUAGUGCCCAUCUCCCCAGAUAUGCAUCCAGCACAGAUCUCAGACGAGGAGACCGUGCCGUCUGAUGCAACUUCUACCUACACUGUAUCAGCAGACAGCACGCCAGCCAUUGGCACGCCAUUGGACACCGCGCCGGCCUCCAUCGUCCCAUGGGAUACUGAUACUGCCGACACUCUCUCAGCGGACAGCGUACCCACUAUCACGCCACAGGAAAUAGAGCCAGCAGAGAUCAUAUCAGCUGAAUUCUCCUGUGCCAGCACUGUAACAGCAAAUAGUAUGCCAGCCGCUAUCAUACCGUCAGAGACCGACCGAGCAGAGAGCAUGCCAUCUGGGCUCACUGCUGCCAGCAAUGUAGCGGCAGACAGUAUGCCAGCCGUUGUCACACGAUCGGCAACUGCAAGAGCAGACAUCGUGUCGACAGAGGCCGUGCCUUCACGACCAGCAACAGCAGAGAUCUUUGUCGAGUCCAAAUCUCACAGCAGCACGACGACAAAAGCGGCGCCAGGAGAUGUCGUAGCAACGCUAGUUACGACAGAAGAUGCUCUUUCGCAUGAGUCUACGAUUGUCGGCAGCCCACAGGCAGAGAGCCUGUCCGACGAGUCUAGCAAGCAAAAGGUCGCCGAAGCGAACAUAGUAUCGACAGAUGUCGUAGUUCCUGCUGGAUCACCACCAGGGCCCUUGAAUGACGACCACAUGUCUGGUGUAUCCAGUUCGGCACACACUGAAGCAGGAGACGCAGUCACAGGAAAGAGAAAGCGCACGAAAGACGGGUGCGAUGCACAGGCGCAACCCCUCCAGAAGAAGGCCCGUCAGAGCGUCAUGCCAGACCAGGACGAAGCCGAGAUGGUGCAGGUCGAGAGCGAUGAACGAUCAGAGACCGCAAGCCCGCUAAUGUCUGUUGCCAAAUUGAGGGGCGACUCCAUUGGCAGUGUCGACUCGGGAAUUGGGAUGGGGCGCACUCUGUAA
Messenger RNA from Cyphellophora attinorum, 2328 nucleotides. RefSeq lists its product as uncharacterized. Lineage: Eukaryota; Fungi; Ascomycota; Eurotiomycetes; Chaetothyriales; Cyphellophoraceae. The record is from RefSeq and is a predicted model, not a curated record. The transcript has 5 exons. The coding region runs from base 1 to 2328 and encodes 775 amino acids.